Molecule: messenger RNA, 540 nt
Organism: Aphanomyces invadans
Lineage: Eukaryota; Oomycota; Saprolegniomycetes; Saprolegniales; Verrucalvaceae
Exons: 3
Coding region: 1-375 (124 amino acids)
Source: RefSeq, a predicted model, not a curated record
AUGUUCAAGGACAAGACGGAUGCCGAGCGCGUUCGGCUGUUUGUCCAGUCCGAGCUCGGGGGGUCUUUUGUCAAAGCGAACGGUGUCGUGGAUUUCCGAAUCACCCGGGGCACGAAAACGGUCUGUAUUAUGGAAGCCAAGAACUACGACUUUGGCAAAGGGACAGCGCAUGCUGUCCUGGCCAUGGAGGCUGCGGCGGACACGAACAACCACGAGCGCGUGUACGGCGUGGUGACGAGCUUCGAGUCGUGGCACUUCCUCAAGCGCACAGACGACGCCAUCGAGCGCUUUGACGACUCGAUUCGCCUGGAGGACCCUCGGCCUGAUGUCAAACGCGUCGCUGGGCGAUUGUACGCGAUGCUGAAGGACCAAUAGUCGCCGGCAACGGGGAAAUCGUCAUGAUUCGGGAUCAUGGCAUGCAGAGUUGUUCACGAUAGCCCCGGUAUCCUUCCAUCGCCAAGCACGUCCUCCUCGCGUUACGACGUUCAUGACAACGCCGAUCUAACCAGACGUGCCUAAUCGAUUCGUGCUUUACCAUUC